Molecule: messenger RNA, 1552 nt
Organism: Durusdinium trenchii
Lineage: Eukaryota; Dinophyceae; Suessiales; Symbiodiniaceae
Source: the annotation of a GenBank genome assembly
GUUUUUGCAAGAACGACCUACGCUUUGCCAAGAGUUGCUCAGUGCUGGUGAAGAGCUCACGGUGAAAGCCUGCGAGCCGGCACCAUUGCUAAUAUUCUCUACCCUGGAGGCGAUUUGCAUUGCCAUUUUCACAGUUGAGUAUUGUUUGCGACUAGCACUGUGCCACACUGAUCCACGCUAUGGGAGCAGCUUUCUUUCGCGAACGUUCCACUAUGCUAUUCAGCCUUUGAACGUCGUAGACGUCAUUGCUGUCCUUCCAUUCUACCUGAAGCUGGCGCUGGAAUUCAGUGAAAUCGGAGUCUUCGGCAUGCUGAGAUUGAUGCGAGUAUGCCGAUUGCUGAAGCUGGCGAAGCACCAUCAAGGCAUCAUGGUUUGUUGGGAGGCACUUGUAAACAGCGGCAUAACCCUGGCAUUGCUCUUCUUCUAUGAGGUUCUAUUUGGUAUAAUUUUUGCCACUAUUUUGCACACUCUGGAAGGCAGCAAAUACUCCGUAGCUGAAGAAUUCACUGAGCCGUACAUGGACUUGGUGACCGGCAAAAAUAUGCCGCCAAGAUACCCCACAGGUGUGUUUGUGCGACGGAAUUUGUGGGACACUGGAGAUGAGCCGACUCCUUUCUACUCGAUCCCAGCAGCUCUAUGGUGGGUGUUCACAACCACAACAACUGUUGGCUAUGGUGACUUUGCACCAACAACCACCAUGGGUCAAUGCCUGGGUGUUCUUGUUUUCUACUUUGGCAUCAUCCUUUUGGCCUUGCCCAUAGGCGUUGUGAGCCAAAACUUUGAGUGCGCAUAUGAGAGAGCCCACCAGGGCACACGCCGGAGACGAAUGACAUCCCUCAUUUCCGCAAAGACUCGGACAAUGAUGUCUAACGCGCGCCAUGGACAUGUGCUGACCAACCGCCCAGUUGCACCUCACCUGGCUCCGGAGCAGAAGGGAGGAAUAAGCAGAUGGAUAUUCACAGUGAUGAAUGAUCCAAACUCCAGCAUCAUUGCCAUGGGUUUAUCCUACAUCAGCUUCGGUUUGAUCAUCGUGACAACCUUCUCCCUGAUUUUGGAGUCUAUGCCGGUGUUCAACUACACUCCAGCUGGGUGUGGAGCGGUUGAGCUGAGUGUUGAGCUUUGUAAGCCAGAGCCAGACCCUGCCUUUGAAGCAAUAGAAGUCACAGGAAGUGUUUUCUUCACCGUUGAAUAUGCGCUGCGAAUCAUUUUUGCACAUUCUGCGUCAGAAGAAGAGCUGGGAUUGACUGUAGCUCCUUGCGUGGCGGACGCCAAGCCAUUGCCGGGCUGGAAGAAGACUUUGAGGUACGCUUUGCAGCCAUUGAAUGUCAUUGACAUUAUGGCGAUAGUGCCGUUCUACCUCGAGUUCAUUGGCCUUGGAGGUAGUGGCGCAGCUGUGCUGCGGGUGUUACGGCUGGUUCGCAUCUUCCGCGUGCUGAAAUCACCAAAGAUGCGUGCAUGUGUCGACAUGAUUCUUUGCAUUGUGCCCUGCUUCAAUCACUGGAGUUGUCACAGCCCGUUUUUCGUUUUUCAGCCAUGUCAUCGGUCAAGAUGA